AUGCAGGAGGGUAAGAGUGGUCGUAUUGAUGUGCACGUGCAUUACCUACCGAGCAAGUACCGGGAAGCGGUGAUUGCCGCUGGACACGGGAGGCCGGACGGGAUGCCGUACUUGCCGGAAUGGAGUGUGGAGAGUACGUUGGCGAUGAUGGACGGAUGCGGCAUCAGCAAGGCGGUGUUGUCGGUGUCUUCGCCAGGUGUGUAUUUCGGAGACGAUGCGCAGGCACGUGCACUGAGUCGCUAUGUGAACCAAGAAGGUGCCAAGGCCGUAGCGUCGCACCCAGAUCGGCUCGGCUUUUUUGCAAGUUUGCCGCUCCCAGAUGUGUCGGGAGCUUUGGAGGAGUUAAGUUAUGCGCUGGACGAGCUGAAGGCCGACGGCGUUGUGAUCGAAAGCAACUCGGAAGGCAUUUAUCCCGGUGACCCGCAAAUGGACCCGGUUUUGGCGGAAAUGGAUAAGCGCAAGACGGUGCUGUUCAUGCACCCUACAUCGCCUCACUGCGCUGGCUGCGACAUGCGCAAUUCCACCAUGGGGGCCAAGUACCCAGGCCCCAUGAUAGAGUUCUUGUUCGAGACUACACGGGCUGUAUGUAACAUGAUUAUACAGAAUACUUUUAACAAGUUCCCCAACAUACGUUGGAUCAUUCCCCAUGCCGGUGCCGUACUCCCCAUAGUCAUCGACCGGGUCGUCGGCAUCUCCACCGUCAUCGGUCUAUCCGCGCCGCUAAACGAAGCACACGUACUAGAAAUAUUGAACAAACUUUACUUCGACCUCGCAGGCAUGCCCCUACCCCGCAUGAUCAAACCACUACUCGAAAUCGCCGACCCCGACAAACUACUCUACGGCAGCGACUGGCCCUUCACACCCGAACCCCUUGUAAAGAAACUCGCCAUCGCACUUGACCACACGGAUCAACUCGCUGACGAUCAUCGUCACAGGAUCAUGUGUAAGAACGCGCUCCCGCUCUUCCCACGCUUCAACUAG
This is a messenger RNA of Gregarina niphandrodes, 981 nucleotides long. RefSeq names its product amidohydrolase 2. Bases 1 to 981 code for a protein of 326 amino acids. Lineage: Eukaryota; Apicomplexa; Conoidasida; Eugregarinorida; Gregarinidae. Gene Ontology annotation, biological process: secondary metabolic process. Gene Ontology annotation, molecular function: hydrolase activity; carboxy-lyase activity. The record is from RefSeq and is a predicted model, not a curated record. The transcript has a single exon. Gene Ontology annotation, cellular component: cytoplasm; cytosol.